This is a messenger RNA of Exaiptasia diaphana, 1468 nucleotides long. Its product is annotated as succinate--hydroxymethylglutarate CoA-transferase. The record is from RefSeq and is a predicted model, not a curated record. Lineage: Eukaryota; Metazoa; Cnidaria; Anthozoa; Actiniaria; Aiptasiidae. Gene Ontology annotation, molecular function: catalytic activity.
AAAUAUUCAAARCKAUGAUWUGGGUCAGGACGUUGAGGUGUUUAAAGGGAAAMGCCMUACGUAGRAAACUACACUGCACAACUUAUUUGAAAAAUGAAUUCAAGGGUGGUGCUCCAUUGACAGGUGUUAGAGUUCUUGACCUUACAAGGGUACUAGCUGGUCCAUUUGCAUCUAUGCUUCUUGGUGACCUUGGAGCAGAAGUUGUUAAAGUUGAGAAACCUGGUGAGGGGGAUGAUACAAGAUCGUGGGGUCCUCCAUUUGUUGGAUCAGAAAGUACAUAUUUUUUGUCUGUAAAUAGAAAUAAAAAGAGUAUAGCAAUAGAUUUUAAAGACCCAAAGGGYUCAGAAAUUAUUAAAGAGUUAGCCAUAAAAAGUGAUGUUCUCUUGGAAAACUACCUACCAGGAAAGCUUGAUAAGCUAGGACUUGGAUAUGAAUCACUUAGAAAGGAUAAUCCAUCUCUUGUUUAUUGCUCAAUUACUGGCUAUGGACCAGGAGGUCCGUAUGAUCAGAGAGCCGGUUAUGAUGUUAUUGUCUCUGCUGUUGGAGGCCUCAUGAAUAUCACUGGUCCAGAGGAUGGUGAUCCAUGCAAAUCAGGUGUUGCAUUAAUUGAUUUGGUCACAGGUUUAUAUGCUCAUGGUGCAGUUAUGGYGGCAUUACUUAAAAGACAGAAAACAGGUCAAGGACAAAAAAUUGACUGCUCCCUCUUAGCAUCCCAGGUUGCAGUUUUAAGCCAUGUUGCCACAAGUUAUCUGAAUACAGGAUUUAAGACAGGUCGAUAUGGAACUGCUCACCACAGUAUAGUCCCUUAUCAGGCCUUCAAAACAAAAGAUGGUCAUCUCUUGGUUGGUGCUGGAAAUGAUGGUCUUUUCCAAAAAUUAUGCCAGGUGCUUGAUGUGCCAAACCUCUCAAAAGAUAAYCRAUUCCAGACUAACGACAAAAGAGUUUUGAACCGCAAAGUAUUAAUCAAUGUUCUAGAGAAAAAGUUUCAGAAUAAAACAACRAAAGAGUGGCUGUGUUUAUUAGAGGACAGUGGCAUUCCGUAUGGUCCUAUUAAUGAUGUUGAACAAGUAUUUGAAGAUCCCCAGGUAAAAUACAAGGAGAUGGUGCAAGAAAUGGCCCAUCCUUCCCUGGGAAGCGUCAAAGUACCAGGUCCGGCCGUGGAGUACAAUGGCCAAACRUCAUCAUUCCUUGCAUCUCCUCCUCCCUUGCUUGGACAACACACCAAAGAAAUUUUACGAGAUAUUCUAGGUUAUGAUAGWGAACAAAUCUCAAAGUUAUUGCAUUCAAAGUGUGUCGUCAGUCAUGAUAUUGAUGAAGAAUUAAAAGGAAGUUGAGMAAACGCCGCAAAGAAUAAAUAUUAAUAGCCAUAAAUAUUAAUAUAUCUASACCACAGAUAGCCCAAGCUCUACUGUGAAGGCUAAAACUUGAAAAUACAUUGAAUAAAAGUCUUUAAAAUUAAAAUGCAGAA